ACGACAUCGGCGGGUCCUCGGGCGGGAUGAACCAAAACACAGUUUCCGUCCAGCCUCGGCAGUUCAGUCAUCUUUACGGAGCCGAGCCAAGACGGCAGUGCGACCUUCGACAACGUAGUGCUUCCGGGAAAAGUUCUUCAGAAAAAAAAACAACCAAAUCUCACCCCGGGAGUCAUUAGCCUUUCGCCAGAGUGGUCCAUCGUAAGGAGACAGUAGUCUCGGUUGUGGAAGCGACACAAAGGGAACAAAGCCAAGCUACUAGCCCGUUCGCCACGGAGUUUAGCAUUAACCAAAGAAACAUGGAUUCGUCGUCGUUCUCCAUGAGUCCAAAUAUUUGUCAAGGCUUGCUACAUUAAACUGCUUCCUAUCGUAAUCGGACGCAGGCUGGCAGAGACAGCCGCCCCAACAGCAGCAACCGGGGAUUUUAUCUCGAAAUUGCUGAUAGUCCCCCAGCAAACCACGUAACAACGGUGGACGAACAACGGCGAGCAUUGACCAUGUCGGUCACUGGCGGAGGGGGGCUUGGUGUCGCCGGUGGAUCAGCAUCGGCGGUGGCCGCUGCAAUGCUGAAAUCACCCCAAACCGCACUACAGCUGCUGCUGGAGGAAAUCAACUUUCAGCGCACGAAGGAGAUGAGACAGUUGCUGAAAGAUGAUGGUGGAUUUGUGGUGCUACAGGGCACCACCUACUGGACGGAUCUGUUCGUGCGUCACUUUCUGUUCCAGUCCGAACCGGAGCACAGCAUCGAUUGCGAUGAUUUGCUGUUUUUCGUCCGCAAAAAGCACAUCAAGGGCUCGUCGCGAACCAUGCCAAAGUACGAGACGGAGAUCGAGGUAUUCCGGAAGGAUUCGCGCAAACUCCCGAUCGGUGACCCGGACGUCGACUGGGAGGAAACGGUCUACCUGAACCUGGUGAUCCACCAGUUCAACUACACGCUCACGCUGGCCAUCUGUACCCGGACGUCGCCGAAGGAGCUGCAGGUGCUGCGGCGCCACUCGCAGAAGGUGUACGCUUCGCCGAGCCGCAGAAAGAUGGACACCAAGGGUGACAGUGAGGAGAUCACCUAUCCGCACAUCUGCUUUAUGGUGGACAACUUUGACGAGGUGUUCCACGAUAUACUGGUGCGCGAUGGUGAGAUGGUUUGUGUGGAGCUCGUCGCUACCGAUCGGGAUGGGAGCGUGCAGGGUGUGAUCUUCCUCGGUUCAAUACGGUACGAUGCCCUGAAGCGGGUCUACGAUGCCAGGCAAUCCAGUCUUGGCUCGAAGGUUGCGCAAAGGAUGUCCUUCGGGUUGUUCAGCUCCGGUGGUCCACAAACGCGCUGUGAGUUUGUGCGCAUGAAAGGCCCACAGGGCAAGGGCCACGCCGAGAUGGCAGUUACUAAACCAAAGGGUUCCGGUGUCGAGACACCGACCAGCGAACCGGGCUUCUGUGCUACGGACAUGUGGGACUCGGAAUGGGAGGAAGACUGCGAGGAGUACUACAACUAUCGCCACCAGCGAAGGCUGAGUGAUCCGAGCGCCAACCUGAACAACUUCAGCCGGUACGGAUGGCGAACGAAAAAUCCAGCCGAAGGCUCCUGUUCAACGUCUUACGGUGGUUCGAAGGCUCGUUCGGAGAACGAGGGUUUGGACUGUUUGGCCAACGAAGUGUCCGAGAUUGAGGCCGGCGACCUGCGUGACGAUCGUCCUGCUUCCUCGGUCGUCGUAUCGGAUACAGAGCUACCGGUCGCAGCGGGAACCUGUGGCUCCAACGUUCCAUCAUCUCCGCCAAAAGCAGGUCCUACGGCCGAUGGCCAAUCAUCCCCGCAACCGAUUGCUGCUCAGUCCUCUAUCAAUGGUGGUGGUGGUGGUGGUAGUGCUGCUGCUGCUGCAAAUGCUGCUACCGGUUGUUGCAAUUGUUUCGGAAUGCGAAAACGGUGCGACCGGAAAGCGGAUACCGAUUCAAUCCAGAUGUCCGACGUGUACACACCCUGUCCCAAGUGCCGGCCGGAUACCGACAACGGGGAAGUAGCCAACGGACCAAAAAGGAAGGCAACAGCGGAGGAAAUAGAAUUGCAACGGUUGCAAUCACUCGAGCUACACGAUUCACCGGCCUGUCUGGCGACCGUCUCGAAGGGUCGAUCACCAUUGAUGAAGCACCGGAAUGUGCUGAUCGUCGAGAGUGAGCUUGAGUUCGCGGGCGGUGCUAAGGUACGCACUGGGCCGGCAUCGAACGAUAAGGCGAAAAAGAAACCUCCAUCCACCGGGACGGUGCAGCAGCUGGGUGUUAAAAAGCGUGACAAUAGCGCCAAAACGGUGCAGAGUCCAAAGAAGCGCUUAAGCACACCGAUCUUUCGCUCGAAACGCUUCAACGGAGAUGCGACGCCAGCGGGAAAAUCGAAUCCCACGAUGGCUAGUGAGACACGGUCCAAGUCCAGUUCCUGCAGUAACAGUAACCAGCUCAACAACAAUAAUCCUCCGACGCAUCCGCAUGCGACCAGGAAUGGACGACCGGCUUCGUCGGUCAUCACAUCCACCGUACCGACGACGGAAGCCACCGAAGCCACGGAGGAGUACGAGCUGGCCGAUGAUGCCGUUUCGUUGAACGAUUUCGAGACCGGCUCGGAGGUGACUGCUAAGCCGGAAAUGGAACCAGUCGAUCCGAAACAGCUGAUACGGGUCAAUGGGAAGGAAGAGUUCCCGGUCGAGAGGAACGGUGGCGGUGGCGGUGGCGGAACGAACGGAAACGAACGAUCCACCGUACGUAGUAGCCAGCCAAAGGCCACGACGGUUGUAGCAACGCAACACAUUAAAGAACACCGGGAAAGGCGCACUUCCGGUGGCCGUACCGUCGUACAGUCGACGGUACGUGAGACAAUAACCAGUGGCGGAGCCGGUAGUCGCUUUUCGAUGAUCUAUCGCCGGAGCAAAUCCUCUUCUGCCACCUCAGUGACAGCCACUAACGUCGUUUCGUCGGGAAAGGAGAAGAAAGAUGAUAAACGAAAGGCGGAUAUCGUACGGAAAGGGAAGCAUGAUCACACCCCCGUCCCGGUAGUGCAGCGAGAGCAACAAGCUAGUGAGAAGAACGUGGAACAGUCAUCCGAUGAAACAAUGUCCGUUCAGCAGAAGUCUCCACAGGACAACGGUGAUCCAGCCACGGAGCCACCACCACAUCCAGAAGAAACUAAUCAGAAUAUCAAGGAUCCUCUUUCCACCGAACGUGAUAUUAAUGGAAAUCCGGGUUCUGAGGGUGUUACUCCUGCAGCGGCACCGGCCACAACGACGACCGAAGAGACUACCGAGGAGAACGAUUUGAGCAAUCGUGCCAUUUGGGCAGCGUUGAAGGAUCUCCGGGCGAAGAAGGAAUGCUCCACGCUGCCGAAGAUGAAGAAACCCAGCUACAACAGUUUCUACGAACGUCCCUCGAUCCCUGGCUGUACCACCAAGCAGCAGACGCAGCAUUCACUACAGCAGCAACAACAGCAGCAGCAGCACCAUGGUUCCCCUGCGGUCACCACCAUCGAGACCAUCCCGAUGCGGCGCACUCCGGAUGGCACCAACAUCUACUAUCUGUGCGAUUACCAUCCGAAGCGGCACCAGGGUAAUAAAGAGCUAGACGAUGGAGCUUAUAAUCCACUCUGGACAACGAAGGGAUUUACCCAAACGUUCCAUUUCUGGAAGGAGAACCGUCGGCAGCAGUCGACACCAUUGAACGCGUUCUUGACGUACGUGACGCUUCCCUGGUGGAGCAUUGCCAAGGAUCUUCUGGACCACCGAGAGCAACCGAUUCUAACGUUUUAAUGACGUCAAGGCGCAACGUGCGUGACAGACCUCAACAUAUACACACCAGAGCCGUAUUUUAGCGUCACAAACUCCUACGUUGCGUCCGGGGGAUGUAAUAGGGCGAAAGAAACAGUGCUCGAACAGUGCUAGUCACAUCACGAAUCUUCCGAUCACACGAUCGAUAGAUUCCCACUUAAUUAUACAGAUAAAAUCGAACAAACUAAGCCAGCAAAAGAUAAAGAGAUAGCGCCGAGCCGAGCAGAACGUGUUCCGGGUCGCGGUGAACACACUUUUCGUGAUUUCCUCCAACGGGGGGAAACGCUAAAGCACAUUCCAAGGGAUUGACAUGUGUUAAAGGCCAGCUCUUUUGCUUUAAAAAUGGGUUUUUAAUCUCUUUUUUUUUACCAUUCGGCUAAUUAUUUCUGAAUCUCAACACUCGCUCCGGUGAGCAUAAGACAGAGUGUUACUCUGUACACGGAGCUCGAGAGAAAGAGAGUUCCAGUGAUGGACCGUAACAUCCAGCUAAAAUCCAAAGUUAUCCGUUUGCAAUGUGCUCUCUGGCAACUCAUUAAUAGGUCGAUUGGUUUUGUUCAUCUAUUCAUCGCCGGUCGAUCGAUCAAUGAACCGAUCAAUUCGAACCUUCUUUGUUUAUACGGAGCUUCUUUGUUUUAUACUAAGUAGAAAUCUUGAUAAACGUACUCAUCACUCUCAUUGUCAGCUUUAAAUUUUUAAUCCGUUUGUUUGUUUGAUUGGCUGAGUGGGAUUGGUUACGUUUCCAAAUACUUUUAGUGUGAUGGAGAGUACAGUAGAAAGGGGCAACUGCAUAAAUUUCAUCUUACUCAUCGAUUGCUUCCGACACAAAGGCAGGCAUUAAUUAAUUGGGGGGUAACUGGGAUGUAUACACUUAAUGAGGAAAUGAGAAAAUAAACUGCAACAUUGCAUUCCAUAGACAUUUGCAAAAAACUACAACAACUAACGCGUUUCUACGACGUCUUUCCAAAGAGU
Molecule: messenger RNA, 4766 nt
Organism: Anopheles aquasalis
Lineage: Eukaryota; Metazoa; Arthropoda; Insecta; Diptera; Culicidae
Source: RefSeq, a predicted model, not a curated record